Zea mays is the source of this 4166-nucleotide messenger RNA. Its product is annotated as ABC transporter B family member 11. The transcript is spliced from 11 exons. Gene Ontology annotation, cellular component: plasma membrane. Bases 154 to 4041 code for a protein of 1295 amino acids. The record is from RefSeq and is a predicted model, not a curated record. Gene Ontology annotation, biological process: transmembrane transport. NCBI's taxonomy places the organism in Eukaryota, Viridiplantae, Streptophyta, Magnoliopsida, Poales, Poaceae. Gene Ontology annotation, molecular function: ATP hydrolysis activity; ATP binding; ABC-type transporter activity.
CCUGCCCGCCUCUGCUUCCUCCCGCCCCGCGUGCGAGAGUCCCCGGAAUCUGCACUCCCGCGGCCGGCCCCCGCCGCUAUAAAGCGCGCCUUGCUCUACCCCAGCGAUGCAACGCCCGUAUCGUCGAGCACGCGGAGCCGAGGAGAGAGAGGGAUGGCCUCACCAGCACCAGAAGCCCUGGAGGAGGAAGAGAAGGGAGUGGUGGGUCUGCACCGGCUGUUCCGGUUCGCGGACGGCGUGGACGCGGCGCUCAUGGCCGUGGGGGCCGCGGGGGCUGUCGCCAGCGGCGUGGCGCAGCCGCUCAUGACGCUCGUCUUCGGCGAGGUCGUCGACGCCUUCGGCUCUGCGUCCCGCCAUGACGUACUGCACCGCGUCUCCGGGGUGUGCCUGAAGUUCUUCUAUUUGGCCAUUGGGUCAUGGUUUGUUUGCUUCCUACAGGUUGCAUGUUGGAUGAUCACUGGAGAAAGACAAGCAGCUCGCAUACGAGGUCUCUAUCUUAAAGCUCUAUUGAGACAAGACAUUGCAUUUUUUGACAAGGAAAUGACCACUGGACAAUUGGUUGAGAGUAUGUCCGGAGAUACAAUACUUAUCCAGGAUGCAAUUGGCGAAAAGGUUGGGAAGUUUAUACAGCUUACUGCCACAUUUGUUGGAGGGUUUGCGGUUGCUUUCUCUAAAGGAUGGCUUUUAGCUGCUGUUAUGAUGUCAAGCGUCCCUCCUAUAGUAGUUGCUGGAGCAGCUAUUUCAUGGACUGUAUCGAAACUGGCGAGCCAGGGUCAAGCUAAGUACAAUGAAGCAGGCAUUGUUGUGGAACAGACAAUUGGAGCCAUCAGAACAGUUGCUUCCUUCAAUGGUGAGAAUCGGGCCAUUGCGCUGUACAAUAAAUAUAUCAGGAAUGCAUAUGUAGCUGCUGUCCAAGAAGGAACGGUUACUGGCCUGGGCUUCGGUUUUGUUAUGCUUAUUCUGUUCUGUGCCUAUGGUCUAACAGCAUGGUAUGGGGCAAAACUGAUUAUUGAUAAAGGAUAUGAAGGAGGUCAGGUUGUAAGUGUCUGGAUGGCAUUCAUGGCAGGUGCAAUGUCAUUAGGUGAGGCAACACCAUGCGUGACUGCUUUUGCUUCUGGCCGGGCUGCUGGGUAUAGAAUGAUGCAGAUAAUCCAAAGGAAGCCACAAAUUGAUCCUAAUGGAACAGAUGGGAUCGUGCUAGCAAACAUGAAGGGUGAUAUAGAGCUAAGGGAUGUGUACUUUUCGUACCCAUCUAGACGUGAUCAAUUGGUAUUUGAUGGCUUCUCGCUGCAUGUAAUAAGUGGGAAAACAAUGGCUAUAGUGGGAGAGAGUGGCAGUGGAAAGUCCACAGUGAUUAAUCUUGUGGAGAGAUUCUAUGACCCUCAGGCUGGUGAAGUUUCAAUAGAUGGUGUUAACAUAAAAAGCCUGAGGCUUGGAUGGCUAAGGGAAACUAUUGGUCUUGUUAGUCAAGAACCACUGUUGUUUGCCACUAGUAUUCGGGAGAACAUUGCCUAUGGGAAAGAAGAUGCAACAGCUGAGGAGAUAAUGGCUGCAACAAAGCUUGCUAAUGCAGCAAAUUUCAUCGAUAAGUUACCAUAUGGCCUAGACACAAUGGUCGGUGAGCAUGGAGCACAAUUGUCAGGAGGGCAAAAACAAAGAAUUGCAAUCACAAGGGCAAUACUGAAAAACCCCAAGAUCUUGCUGCUUGAUGAAGCAACAAGUGCACUUGAUGUGGAGUCUGAGAGAGUGGUUCAGGAGGCCCUUAACAGAAUUAUGGAAGGCAAGACCACGAUCAUAGUUGCCCAUCGGUUGAGCACUAUAAAAGAUGCCGACACUAUAUCAGUCGUACAUCGUGGAAAAGUAGUUGAACUAGGCACACACACUGAACUACUUCAGGACCCCAAUGGUGCGUAUUCCCAGCUUAUCCAGCUGCAGGAUAGAACUGGAGAACCAGAUACGUCUGACAUAGAUUAUCAAAGGUCUACUUCAGCUGUCAGAAAUGUCGAGUCCUUGAGCAAAUCUAUGCAUACUCCAUCUCUCAAGAGGUCAAUAAUUGGUGGCGCUUCAUUUGGGAGUACCAGUGCGCACUUGGUCGCAAUUGCCAACACGAUUGUCCCGGAGAACACAGAUACUGAACCGCUGCCUAAAGAAUCGGAUGAAGGUGAAGAAUGCAGGAAGGUUGCCCUCUGUCGUCUUAUUUCUCUGAACAAACCUGAGAUGCCAGUCCUUCUGUUAGGUACAGUGGUUGCAGCCAUAUCAGGUGUUUUCUUUCCAAUGCUAGGUUUAUUGAUCUCCAGUUCCAUCAAUUCAUUUUACGAGCCUCCUCAUCAACUCAAGAAAGAUUCACGGUUCUGGACAUUGAUGUACGUAGCAUUAGGAGUUGGUUCGUUUAUUUUCCUGCCGGUGGAACAUUUCCUUUUUGGAGUAGCUGGUGGAAAAUUGGUUGAACGCGUUCGCUCGUUAUGUUUUCAAAGGAUUGUUUGCCAAGAAAUCAGCUGGUUUGACAGGCCCUCAAAUGCUAGGUCAGCCUCCAACUAUUCUGCAAUUCAACAGAUUUAUGGUGACAUUUUUAUUUUAAUUUCAUUGUUGUCUAUGUCCAGCGGAAAUGUUGGUGCAAGGCUGUCUGUUGAUGCUUCAAAUAUACGACGCCUUGUAGGCGAUUCAUUGGCAUUGAUGGUUCGAAGCACGGUUACAGUUAUUGCUGGAUUUGUCAUCGCGAUGGCUGCAAAUUGGAGGCUUGCCCUUGUUGCCACGGUAGUGCUUCCUUUGGGGGGUCUCCAGGGAUUCCUCCAAGUAAAGUUCUUGGAGGGAUUCAGUGCAGAUGCCAAGGCAAUGUAUGAAGAAGCAACCCAAGUGGCAAACGACGCUGUCAGUGGUAUUCGAACAAUUGCUUCUUUCUGCGCGGAGCCUAAGGUAAUGAAGACCUACUAUGGAAAAUGCAAAGCUCCAGUGCGGCAGGGGAUCCGUCAAGGCGUUGUCAGUGGCUUGGGAUUUGGCUUGUCAUUCUUCGUGCUUUACUCCACAUAUGCCCUCUGCUUCUACGUUGGAGCAAAUUUUAUGCUUGAUGGCAAGGCCACGUUCACCGAUGUGUUCAGAGUGUUCUUUGCUCUGCUCAUGGCGACCAUAGGCGUUUCACAGACAAGCGCGUUAGGUCCAAACUCUGCCAAGGCCAAAGCAUCAGCAUCAACAAUAUUUGCACUCAUUGACAGUAAAUCGAAUAUCGAUCCUAGUAGCGAUGAGGGCAUGGUCUUGGCUGACGUCACUGGCGAACUCGAGCUCCGCCACAUCUGUUUCUCAUACCCAUCCCGCCCUGGUACGCAGAUAUUCAGAGAUCUCAACUUAAGAAUACCAUCCGGGAAGACGGUUGUGCUUGUCGGGGAGAGCGGCUGCGGCAAAUCCACCGUCAUCGCUCUCCUGGAGAGGUUUUACGACCCUGAUUCCGGCACGAUCACAUUGGACGGCGUGGACAUCAAAGACCUCAAGACGGGUUGGCUGCGGCGGCAGAUGGGGCUGGUGAGCCAAGAGCCGGUCCUGUUCAACGACACCAUCCGCGCAAACAUAGCCUACGGGAGAGAAGGCGAGGCGACGGAAGAAGAGAUCGUCGCCGCCGCGGAGGCCGCCAACGCGCACGAGUUCGUUUCGGCGCUGCCGCAGGGCUACGGCACCUUGGCUGGCGAGAGGGGCGCCCAGCUGUCCGGCGGGCAGAAGCAGCGGGUGGCCAUCGCGAGGGCCGUGCUGAGGGACCCCAAGAUCCUGCUACUCGACGAGGCGACGAGCGCGCUGGACGCCGAGUCGGAGCGCGCCGUCCAGGAGGCGCUGGACCGGGCAGCGGUCGGCAGGACCACGGUCGUGGUGGCGCACCGGCUGUCCACGAUCAGGGGCGCCGACGUGAUCGCCGUGCUCGGGAACGGCGAGGUCGUCGCCCAGGGCACGCACGAGCAGCUCAUGGCGGCCAGGGCCGGCGUGUACGCGUCGCUGGUGGAGCUCCGCAUGACUUCCGAGCGCGCCGGAGCUUCCUCCUCGUCAGCCCCCGAUGUCUGACACCACUUGUACAUGAUCAUGGAUGUAUAAUACCGUGUGCUUCUAAAUCCUGAAAAUACUGUGCUUCUAAAUUCAUAUUUUGCUUAGGUCAUCCUCAAUAUAUAUAGAAACUAUAUAUUGGCUGA